This is a messenger RNA of Exophiala dermatitidis NIH/UT8656, 3177 nucleotides long. RefSeq lists its product as uncharacterized. Bases 1 to 3177 code for a protein of 1058 amino acids. The record is from RefSeq and is a predicted model, not a curated record. The transcript has 2 exons. Lineage: Eukaryota; Fungi; Ascomycota; Eurotiomycetes; Chaetothyriales; Herpotrichiellaceae.
AUGGACAAUUGGCAAGAGGAACAAAGGCGGAUAGAGCGGCAGCCCAGGCGGGUGUCCAGCCUUGACCUACUGAAACAGAAAUUCAUGAAGGAUGCAGCAAGCGACUCCUCCGCCAGAAGAGACAACGACCGCCGGAUUGUUGCAAAGAUAGCUGCCAGAAAGGCGAUGAAACGUUGGUGGAAGAGGUACCCUUCGUCAGAGAGCGAUUUGUCGGAGAGGAGCUUCCCAGGGCAGGUCACUCCUCCGUCGAAACGAACUAGGUCGAAAGGGCUUCCUUCUUGGACUACGCCACGCAGACACAAACCUGUGGGGACAGGGCUCCUGAACAAGACCUUGCGUACCACGAAAAGAACAGCGGUCCCGCGGCCAUCCUCGAACGGCUUCACCAGGCUUGGAGGUCAUCAUACCCACACCUCGAGUACGUCCGAAGCGGCGACAGCUUCAGAGAAUUAUGGCGCACUACCUUCCUCCUACAGAAGACUUCAUCGAGCAAAAUCCAUGCUGACGACCCGUCGUCGGACGAUGGGAAGUCAGGAUAAUUCUCUGUCGAGCCCAGUGGGCCGCAUCCGGAUCCCUCGGCGCUCGACUAGUUUUGGUGCUCUCCAGACAAACAGUCUUCGACUACGGAUCAAACGAUCACUGACAAUACUCCGCCCGAAAAGUAAAAACGCUUUGUUCAUCACCAGACCAGAAGAUUCUGCCCACGAUGAAGCCAUAAAGAUUGCUCGAGCUCGGUUCCUCGAUGGGGAGCAUCAACAUAUGGAGCUCAGGCAAUCAGUUCCCCCAGCAUCUGGAAGAGAUACGGUUCACAAUCCGUUGAGCAGAGAGUGCAUGUCACCUCAUAGUGCGGAUUCAGGAAAAUAUCCCAUUCCCUUGGGAAAUGGUUACCAUUGUCCUCAGACAGAUCCGGAUAAGAGGUCAUUGUCAGUUUCUUUGCGGGCUAAACUCCGCAAGGCACUGGGAAAGUCUGGGAAGGGUAGCUGCGAUAUCCCGCCUCAGCAACUCGAGGCUCAACGGACCCAUUUCCGCGAGCUCCCGGCCGACACAGAAUCUAUAAGUGGGUUUGACGCAUACUGCACUGACGAAGAGAAUCAGCAUCGACGCCAGAGCGUGUAUAUCCCGUCCUCUGCCGAGAACGAACCCCUAGAGCACCAAGACCAGGUCCCGUACAACCUCGAUCUGGCUGCCAGUCGUGAGAGCCUACAUUCCAAUACACGAUCCCGUGUGACUAGUUGGACCAACUCAAGCAUGACGGGCUCUAUCGGUCUUCGUUCCGGGCCAAUGGAGCGUAAUCGCUUGUCCAUUAUCAAGGAAGAUGGUGGGCCGCAUCAGCCUUCUUCUUCGGCAGGUCGCCACUUUGGCGGUGUCUCAUUGUUUCGAGAACCGUUACAGCCAACUCCGGAGAAUGGACUUACGAUGCCCGUGGUAGACAGUCAACGGAUCUACUCGGCUUUGAUAAAGCGUAUCAACCAGGAAGAAGCCGAGAUUGAAAGGACACGACUGGCAUUUGAGGCCAUUAAUCAGGAGACUGACACCGUGGUCAAUGUCCCGACCAAUGCCAGACCCACGAUUCGCGUCGUGCAUAGUGACUCUUCUCUGACCACGGUGCCUGCCGAAAAUCACGGUGGACAAUUCAGCAGCCGUUCUUGCUCCUGGGACCAACCCGAGGGUGGCAUGACACCUGAACAGCAUAAGGAAAAUCUGGAACGGAGAAGGGAGCGACUUGCAAUGCAGGAGACACAGUCAAGCUUUUUCCCAUUCUCUAGCGAACAAAAUCCUUCUGCGCCGAGUCCAUUUAAGAAGUUUCUGCAGGACAACCGGGUUCACAAGCGAAGCAGCAAUUUGGGUGAGGAAUCGGAUCUCGAGAAAACUGGCGCGGAAUACAAUCAUGAUACGAGCAAUCAGUUGAUGGAUCGGCGUCACUUUGGGUUCAGCAGUGAAAGUGUCUACUCGCGCACAACAAACGGCGGUGUCAACGACGAGUAUAGAUCCCCCAUCUGGAGUUCAGAGGAAUUGUCACUGCCUACUGAUGCUGCAACCGACUUGGCUGGCAUGGCCACCAUCAUGCCAACUGUGUAUUGUCGUCCGGGCCCCAGGACACUUUCAGGGAGCGACAACCUCAGCGUAAAGCAGGUGCAAUGUUCUGAAUGGAAUCCAUGGUCAGAUGGCCCAAGUGCUCAACGAGGUGAUGGAGAUGUCCAAAGCAGUGCUCAGACAAGAGAGCUGGCACAGGUAUGGUCUGGUGGUAAUCCGAGAAGCGACGAAAGAGAGGUCUCUAAUGCUACAGCUCAGUCGAAUGCCUCCGAUGAUUCGCGGAGGCUUGGUGCUGUAAAGUUCAUCCGUGACAACAACGUCUCAAGGCCAAGGAGCAAUUUCGCCGCCACCAGCCAUACAGGCAUGCUGAAUAGAGCUGGGGGAGAGGCCUUGAAGCCUAUUCCUAACCAGGUGGAGGAGGGCAAGAAGAUGGUCGACAGUGCAAGGAAGCUCAGUCCAGGAAACCUAGCCAGAAUGCUAAGGGAGAAGAAAAGUCAAAUCAUGACGAGGCAACACGAGUCGGGCAAGGAAAAUAUCCCGGCAGACCGGAACGACUCUCCUCCUUUGAGCACGCCCGGUAAGCUGCAACUGCAGUUCCGAAACGGGAAUACGACGGGAAGGCUCAGAAAAAAGGCCAGCGAACCCGCCUUCUCCGCUCAGAAAGGACUGCAUACCACUCCUCGAACAGUGUUAACUACAAGCUCAACCACGCCCAGCCACCGCGACGACAGCCCCAGCGAGAAGGUGAAGGACCACCUGGUUGCCCGACUUAGCCGACCGUUCAAUAUGGAUGUACCACCCCAUAAUCGCCCGUUUGACAGCAUGUAUCUGGGCAAGCGGACCCCAGGCCAUCCAGACACCAUAGGGAACAGUCGGUUGAGUGUUGCACCCUGUGUCCCACCAAAACCCGAAUCGGAUAAUGUGAACGAGCCAACCGAGUAUGGAGCGCCUGGAGCAGGGACAGGGCCCUUGGAGUCUUCCACGUCGACUCGAAACACCAGCAAAGUGCUCGGUUUGUUCAACAGUAAGAGGAUGGUCAGCAGCUUUUUAAAGAGCCGAAGAAGCGAAAAGAGUCGAAGCAGCGAAAAGAGUGUGAGUGGCAGCGGGCAGAGCAUGGCGGGGGAGGGUCCAGCAUUCAUUUAA